UUCCCACGCACGCCCCAGGCUCCACCGUCUUCGCAAUCCCCACGCACACACUUCCAUCCUUUCCUCAAACCCUGCAAAUGCUCCACCCCUCCGCUUCCCGUCGCCGGCUCCCAAAACCCUAGGCCCCGCGCGCCGAUGUUGCCGCUGGCGGUGGCGGCCGGCGGUCCCGCGGAAACCCCCGUCCCGGCGUGGCUCCGCGGCCUCCCGCGCGCCCCGGAGUACCGCCCCACGGAGUCGGAGUUUGCAGACCCCAUCGCCUUCCUCUCCCGCGUGGAGCGCGAGGCCGCCGCAUACGGCAUCUGCAAGGUUAUCCCGCCCUACCCGCGCCCCUCCCGCCGCUUCGUCUUCGCGCACCUCAACCGCUCCCUCGUCUCCUCCUCCUCCUCCGACGCCGCCAAUCCUACCACCUCCGGCUCCUCCAACCCUGCAUCCUCCCGGGCGGAAUCCGCAUCCGUGUUCACCACCCGACACCAGGAACUCGGCACCCCGCGGCGUGGGCACCCGCCGGCGCAGGUGCUGAAGCAGGUGUGGCAGAGCGGCGAGCGGUACACGCUCGAGCAGUUUGAGGCCAAGUCCCGUGCUUUCUCGAAGACCCACCUCGCGGGGCUUCGCGAGCCGACUCCAAUGGAGGUAGAAUCCCUCUUUUGGAAGGCGUCGGCGAACCGUCCUAUCUAUAUUGAGUACGCGAAUGACGUCCCAGGAUCCGGCUUUGCCGCUCCAGCGCAGUCCUGGCGGGAUAAGAAGCGGAAACGGGAGGGCGCCCUGGUGGACGAUGGGGAGAAGGGUUCCGGAUGGAGGCUGUCAGGAAGCCCAUGGAACCUCCAGGCGAUUGCACGGGCUCCUGGGUCACUCACACGAUUCAUGCCGGAUGAUGUUCCUGGGGUAACCUCUCCAAUGGUGUACAUUGGAAUGCUCUUUAGUUGGUUUGCAUGGCAUGUCGAGGACCAUGAGUUGCACAGUCUCAACUUCCUCCACACUGGCGCACCCAAGACGUGGUAUGCAGUUCCUGGAGACCAGGCUGCUGAGCUUGAGGAAGUUACCCGUGUGCAUGGAUAUGGAGGGAACUCUGACCGCCUUGCGUCGCUGGCCGUGCUAGGGGAGAAAACAACAUUGAUGUCCCCAGAAGUCCUCAUAUCCUGUGGUGUGCCUUGCUGUAGAUUAGUGCAAUAUCCUGGUGAGUUUGUGGUAACAUUCCCAAGGGCCUACCACGUCGGAUUUAGCCAUGGAUUUAAUUGUGGAGAAGCUGCCAACUUUGCAACUCCCCAAUGGUUAAAGUUUGCUAAAGAGGCUGCAGUUCGAAGGGCUGUGAUGAACUAUCUUCCGAUGCUCUCCCAUCAACAGCUACUGUACUUGCUAGCAGUUUCUUUUAUAUCCAGAACCCCGAGAAUAUUGUCUGGAAUUCGAACUUCUCGUUUGAGAAAUCGAAGAAAAGAAGAAAGAGAACUGCUGGUCAAACAAGAAUUCUUACAGGACAUGAUUAGUGAAAACAAGCUUUUGUGUUUUUUUCUAAAAAAGAAAUUAAUUGAUAAUGUUGUGAUAUGGGAACCUGACUUGCUACCAUCUCCUACUGCUCUACAUUUCUGCUCUUCUGGCUCAAAAGCUUCUGAGAAGAAGUCUGAGGAUGGUUGCAGAAUUGAAUCUAGUCAAUGCAACAACAAAGAUAACAGUACAUCUGAUGGUACUGCACGGAUGAUUGGGACACAACCUAGAUGCAUGCCUACAAAUAGCAAAUCAUCUGAUGCUACAUCUGCUUCCGAGGAGGAAAAGCCUGAUGCUAAUCCAGAUGAUGAAGGUGACCUGCCUUUUGAUUUGAGCAUUGAUUCUGGUUCAUUGACCUGUGUUGCUUGUGGAAUUCUUGGUUAUCCAUUUAUGACCAUUCUGCAACCUUCCAGAGAAGCAUUGGAAAGAAUUUCCGUUCAUAGAGAUAGAUACAAACUGAGUUGUGAAAAAGAUAAUUGUUCAAAUGUACUUCCAUGCUGUCCUGCUGAUGGCAAUUCUGGAUGCCCAUUUAUUCCCAAUAGACCUUCCAGCCCUGUGGAACAGCCAUGUCUGCCUUCUCUCGCAGAACAGGCUAACUUGGAUAAUCAGAAUAUGAAGUCGCAUAAAGAUGAUGUUUGUUUAACUGAGAAAGAACUUGAUCUGCAGCAACACGGUAAAAGUUUACAUUCUUGCUGCAGUGAAAAUACUCUUCAUUCAUGCAGUAACAGGGAGAAAUCUGAGAAUAAUAUACCAAGUGACAGUCAUGACAUUGAUGUGCCAGCUGUAGAAUGUUGUGGCAAUACUAUCAACUGGAACACUAAUUGUACGUUUGCACGGCCUCGAAUCUUUUGCUUGCAGCAUGCCCUUGAGAUUGAGAAGUUGCUUGAGGGCAAAGGUGGUGUCCAUGCCCUCAUUAUUUGCCAUUCAGAUUAUAUCAAAUUAAAAGCGCUUGCAAUAUCAAUAGCUGAGGAAAUUGAGUUUCAAUUUGACUGUACAGAUGUUCCACUUGCUAAUGCAUCGAAGUCUGAUCUAAAUUUAAUCAACAUUUCAAUUGAUGAUGAGGGGCAUGAGGAAGAUGGAAGAGACUGGACAUCACAGAUGGAUCUGAACCUGAAAUAUUGUGCCAAGCUUAGGAAAGACUUAGGGAAUCAAGAACAAUCUCCUUUGUCAUUUUGGGAGCUGUUUUCCAACCCUUCGCCUAUUUCAGUUGUUCCAAAUUUAAAAUGGCUCUGCAGAAAAGCACGAACUCCAUACAAAGUUGUUGGUUCUAUUUCCAGCUCUGAUGCCACAGCAACUGCUGAGAAAGUUAACCCUGAAGUUACAAAGAUGAAGAUAGGCACAUAUGGAAAUUUUUAUGAGGAUGACAAUAGCCAGUGGACUUUCCAACAAUGUGGCCUGCUGCAACCAAGUAGACUGCAAAAUUCUGAAGAUAUAGCCAAUAUACACUUGUGUUCUGAGGAAAAUGACCAUGACACACAUUCUUUUAUUGAUAUCCCUAUUGCUCUUGCUGAAUAUCCUAUGAUGCAUCAAGUUUGUGAAGGUCCAGUAACUAUUAGCACAUGCAAUGACUCUAUUUGUUCAUCAGAUUCCCAGGAUUCAUCCCAACUUGCCGCAUCACCAGUUGAAGUUACGGGGGAUCAAGGGUGUGUACAAUCAACUGGGUUGAGUAGUUCAACAACUUUUUCUGUUCAACAGUUUUUUGAUUAUGAAACUAUCUUUGUGGAAGGAAGCAUGAACAGUGUAAGCAACCAUGAGCGCUUGGAAUCUCAGAAUAUUACUUUAGGGUACAGAAAUGAACAGCUGCUGGAUCAGCAAGAUCAGGAAAACACAGGGCUUUGCAAUAAUCCCAACGGGAAUCCAGUUUAUUCGUGCCUGGCAGAGGGUUUGGCUAUAUCUGAAGAAAAUCAUGGGGGCACUGUAUCAGCGACCCUUGAAAAUGAGGAGGGCUGUGCUAUGACGUCUUAUUGUUCUGAUACUGUAAUAAGAAGUAAUAACUCUGCAACUGAUAAUCAACCUGAGAUACAUGAUUUGGGUGCUUCAAUGACUGCAAUCCCUGGGCAAGAUGGAGAAUCUGUCCACACUGGAUCGAAUUCUUUUGAUACUUUACUUGGAGCUUUAGCUGAAGAGUCCAAGGUAGCAGAUACUCCUGGAAAAGAUGAGAUUGGCAAAGCUUCCUUGAUAUUAAUGACACUGGCUAGCAAUGAGCACUCUGCAGAUGAAGUCACAGAAGGCAAAGUUAGAGAGAUGGCAAAAACAGGCACAGUUUCGGGAGUAAUAAUAAAAGACCAACAGGUUGAUAGGCCAGGUGACUUCCAUAUACCAGAUCUGGUGUCUAGAAGCAUUGGGCGCUCAAGUAGAACACAUAUCAUAUGGUAUGUCAGACGCAAACACAAAAGAAAGAGGGAAUCCGUGUCAAAUGCUGAGAGUUCGCAAAGUCUUGGGAGUUUUGUCCGGUCCCCCUGUGAGAGCUUGAGGCCGAGGGCAAGACUCUGCUGAAAGGCUGGCAGAGAACAGGAUUGUGGAAGACUCUGCUGCAAAAAAGGGUAAGAGGACCAAAUGAGAAUCGUUUCAGUGUGAUAUUGAUUUUUGUGACAUGACAUUUGAGACUAGAGCUGAACUUCAUGCCCACAAGUGCAAUAUUUGCACCGACGAGUCAUGUGGCAAGCGUUUCAGCUCACACAAAUACUUGAAGCGUCAUCGUUGUGUCCACAGCGAUGUGAGGCCAUUAAAAUGUCCCUGGGAUGGUUGCAACAUGACUUCGAAAUGGCUGUGGGCUCAGAAUGAACAUGUCAGAGUGCACACAGGAGAGUGCCCGUAUAAGUGCUCUGAUCCUGACUGUGGGCAGACAUUUAGAUAUGUCUCAGAUUACAGCCGCCAUAGAAAGAAGUUUAAUCAUCAGUGAUAGUUUCUAGUUUUCGAGUUCCUAGUCACAGCUGGGGGCAAAUCUCCAGCUGUUUGUGUUGGGCCCACCUGACAGCUGAUAGGCCUAGUGCAACAGUGUCUGUACCUUUGUUAACAAUGUGCUAAAUUUAGUCUAGGAAUCAGAAAUUGUUGCGGGUGAAGGCGCACCCCUCCUGUGUCCAUGUAGAGUUGCAUAAGCUGGUCUUCUCACUUGACAUGUGGUCAUUCAUUCUUUGUUUCUCAGAUCAGUGAUGUAUUUAAUCCCAGAUAAACUUUAUGAGAUGAAACCAUAUGAUUUCAAAAUAAACUUUGAUUGGCUUCGUACCA
Phragmites australis (common reed) is the source of this 4707-nucleotide messenger RNA. Its product is annotated as probable lysine-specific demethylase SE14. Gene Ontology annotation, cellular component: nucleus. NCBI's taxonomy places the organism in Eukaryota, Viridiplantae, Streptophyta, Magnoliopsida, Poales, Poaceae. The record is from RefSeq and is a predicted model, not a curated record. Gene Ontology annotation, molecular function: histone H3K4me/H3K4me2/H3K4me3 demethylase activity. The transcript is spliced from 7 exons. Bases 136 to 3975 code for a protein of 1279 amino acids. Gene Ontology annotation, biological process: chromatin remodeling.